Fusarium falciforme is the source of this 1392-nucleotide messenger RNA. Its product is annotated as Peroxin-12. Gene Ontology annotation, biological process: protein monoubiquitination; protein import into peroxisome matrix. Bases 121 to 1392 code for a protein of 423 amino acids. The transcript has a single exon. Gene Ontology annotation, molecular function: protein binding; zinc ion binding; ubiquitin-protein transferase activity. Gene Ontology annotation, cellular component: peroxisomal membrane; peroxisomal importomer complex. The record is from RefSeq and is a predicted model, not a curated record. NCBI's taxonomy places the organism in Eukaryota, Fungi, Ascomycota, Sordariomycetes, Hypocreales, Nectriaceae.
UCCACCAUCAUCGACCAUCAUCUGCGAAUCCACCACGUGCAACUCUUCACCUCGCGUUUCCCAGCUUCUCAUCACCCCAAUCCAUCAAUACCCCCCAAGUCGCGCAUCUAUAGCAACCUCAUGGAGUUCGUCACGGCCCUUCGGGGCACCUUUGACGAGCAGAAGCCGUCCCUCUUCGAGGUUCUCUCGGAGCAGCAGCUCAACGCCCUCCUCCCGCCCACCCUCCGCUAUCUCCUCACCAUCGCGACCCAUCGACACCCGCGAUACCUCCUGCGCAUACUAAACUCUUUCGAUGAGAUCUACGCCGCCGCCAUGCUGCUCGUCGAGCGCCACUACCUGCGAACCCGCGGCGGCUCCUUUACAGAACACUUUUACGGCCUCAAGCGCGAGAAGGGUCUGCAUGCCGAGGUCCCCCGCGCGAGCAUGUCGGCCCCUGACCUCGUGCGCGAGACUUUGAAGUUGUCCACAAAGGACGUGUGGAAGAAUCUGCUCGUCCUCGUCGGUAUCCCUUAUCUCAAGCGGAAGCUCGACGAGAGCUACGAGGUGAAUGCGCCCAGAGCCCUGCUCGGCGCGGCAUACACGCGAAUGCCCGAUAACCCGACCCUUCGCGACCGCUUCCUGUAUUAUUACCGAUGGUUCCUGCGGAACAUAUACCCGAGCGUCAAUGCUGGCUAUUACUUUGCCAUGCUGGCCUUCAACCUUGCCUACCUCUUCGACGGUAGCAAGUACCAUAGCCCGCUCAUGUGGCUGAUAGGUACCCGUGUGCGGAGGAUGACGGGCGCCGACUACAAGGCCAUCGAGGCCUUGACGCAGACACCCGAGAGGGGACACAGACCUGGGUUGCGUUCAUUGUUGAACCCUCGUGAGAUGGGACCCCGACUACUUUCUGGCCUGUCUCUUCUGCUGCCGACCAGCAUCUUUGCAUUGAAGUUUCUAGAGUGGUGGUAUCAGUCUGAUUUUGCAAAGCAACUAUCAAGAAAGGCCACAGAGAGUGUUGAUCUCCCUCCGCCCGUGAUAUCCGGGCUGGGUCGCAAGAGAGGAUCGGAUAAGAAGAAGAGCGAAGAUACAGCUAAUGAGGGCGAGACGACUCCUUCAGCCGAGGAUGCACCCAUUGCCACUCCAUCAUUGCUCCCUGUUUUCACAGUCCCAUUCCCAGAGGACUCGGCAUUGUGCCCAAUCUGCGUUGACGAGAUUGUCACGCCGACGGCCUGCCAGACUGGAGUCGUCUACUGCUACACCUGCAUCCACAAGUGGCUGGAAGGACAACACCCGAAACAGGAGGAGUUCAUGGAGGCCCACGAAGGAAAGUGGGAGAGCGGAGUAGGGAGAUGCGCGGUCACUGGGAAGCGUGUGCUGGGCGGAACUGAGGGCUUAAGACGGAUCAUGGUAUAG